Messenger RNA from Cyprinodon tularosa, 3521 nucleotides. RefSeq names its product ubiquitin specific peptidase like 1 (gene uspl1). Bases 189 to 3341 code for a protein of 1050 amino acids. The transcript has 9 exons. Gene Ontology annotation, cellular component: Cajal body. Gene Ontology annotation, molecular function: SUMO binding. Lineage: Eukaryota; Metazoa; Chordata; Actinopteri; Cyprinodontiformes; Cyprinodontidae. Gene Ontology annotation, biological process: Cajal body organization; protein desumoylation. The record is from RefSeq and is a predicted model, not a curated record.
GCACCGGCGGCGGGCGGAUGUAGAACGUUUCUGAUACGAGCUCGUCAGAAGAUGCACAUGGAGUCGCACCGCCGCUGGACGUUUGAAAUUAAACGCUGCUUGUAUGGAUUUCUGUAUUAAAAAUCAUCGAAUCGAAACCAGUUCAACGCGGGAGGUGCUCCUCUGGUCGUGAGCCAGGCUGCAGUGACAUGGUGAUAUACGUCGACCGGCAGAAGGCGGCCAUGGAACCGAGGAGCGACAGCUGUUUGCCGAUGACUGGUGAAGGCACUGGUUUGGAGGCUUUGGCCUCACCGCAGGCGGGGUAUUUGGGAAAAGUCCAGGAAAGAGCUGCUUCACUGCAUUAUUGUCCUUGGUGUGCUUCGAAAGGCUUGAACUACCCUCUUCGUUCCUACCGCAUCAAUCUCCAGGAAUCCAUUACCCUCUGCACGAACCCACAGUGUCUCUUCCCAUUGGUCACUCGGCCCUUGGAGGAUGUUUUGGCGAGCUUGAAACGCGUGGAGUCUACUGCGGGGGUGAAAAGGAAAAAUGUCUUGGCUUUGGAUGAAGAAGAUGCGAUUUGUCCGAUUAAACGCCAGCGACCGGUCGAAGAUGGUGAACUCCUUCCACAGAGUGUGCCUCACAGCUGCUCUUUAAAACCUGCGACAAAUGGCGAGAGCGGGAACCCAAACAGAGACAUUAAAAAGGUGGACGGAUCCAACAAGGAAACUCCAGAUGCUGAGCACAGGAGUGAUCCUGCUCCUCCUGCAUGUUCCCCCUCUCCGGGACACUCCUCAGAAGUUUUGCUGACAAGUAGUAAAGCAGAACCUCCUGCCUCGUUUGUUCACCUCGUCUCCCCUGAUGUAAUAAAGCAGAAAAAUGAUCAAACUUCAAACAGAUGCAACAGACUGUAUUCCAGUGAAGCUGUUCAAUCAGUUAAUGUUAAAACCCCAUCGGCCCUAAGCAAUGAGGAAACAACGCCCUCAGAGAAACAAUCACUCAUGGCGGACAUCCCCCCAGGUCAAGAUGUUAACGGCUUCCAUCCAGAGAGCCAAGAUUUGUCUGAAAAUCUUGUUUCUGUUCCAAAACAGCUGCUGUGGAGGAACAGCGACAGCCUGUGCUGGCUGGACUCCCUGCUGGCCGUGUUAGUGAACUGUAAGAGUUUAAGAAAACUUGGAGCUAAAGACGAGCCUCAGAGCUCGUCUGUGUGGCGGCUCCUGAAAGAAUACGAAGAAAUCUGUGCUGCCGUCCAGGAACACCAGCAAACUAGCACAGAUGGCGUUGUGAGGGUACCAAACCAUGUGCUGCAGAACGCCCAUGUUCGCCUGGAGAGUCUCAGGAUGUCUGUUUUUGAGCUUCUGCAGCCCAAACUCCACUGCAAGCUGGGUCAAAAGGAAACGCCUGUUUUCGCCUUGCCUCUUCUGCUGUCAUUGGACUCCUGGAUGGAGCGCCUCUUCCAGACCACUUAUACCUGGGAGUUCAAGUGCAGCAAAUGCAAAGUGAACACAAAAGAAAGGGUUGUGAAAACUCUCCCGACUUUCACAAAUAUUGUCCCCGGUUGGACCCCUCUUAACGCAGCUCAUUUGGCUCCAUGUAAUAAUUGUUGCAAAAAGAACCAGAAGAGGAAAAUGUUGCUGGAGAGCCUACCUCCAGUCUUUGCACUGCACUUUGUAGAGGGGCUUCCUGACAGUGACAUCAGGAAGUACACCUUCAGCUUCAAGGGGAAAUGCUACUCUGUGAGCACAGUCAUUCAGUACAACCAUCAACUCAAGCACUUUGUCACCUGGAUCAACAAUGAAGAUGGAUCUUGGCUGGAGUAUGAUGAUUUAAAACACCCCGCCUGUGAGACCCACCAGCAGCUGCAGAUCCCUGCGCAGGAGAUCCAUGUCGUCUUUUGGGAGGUGGAGGGGGAUCCAUCGCUCUCUGCCUGUGCUCCCUCCCCAGCUGAGAAUAAAAGGGUUUCCAGGUUGAAAGGCUUGAAGAAAGAAGUACAAACUGCACAGACUCCAGAUCAGUCUUUUGUCGCCUCUCACAAUGACACCGACAUAGUCUGUGCUCUGUCAGGAGACGACGGCACUAACGAUUCAGACACUACAGGUAAAGCUGAGAUGGACACUUCGAUAGGUGCCUCCACACUGCUCUAUGCCUUCGAGGGCCUUUCUCAUAAUGACAUCAUCACAUUAACUAUGGUGGAGAUGCAGCCUUCAGAGGAUGUCCACCAAAAUGAGGACCUGAGUUCUCCCGUAGGGAAUGAAGCAUCUUUACCUGACAGCUCCAUCCCUGCAGCAGGCGAAGAUUCGCAUCAGGUCGCUCAGGCUGAGCCUAAAUCUGAUUCAGAAUCAGGGGGUGCUCCAACGUUUGAGCCCAAGACCAAACAUGGACAAGGUAGAGGAGCAAAUACGAGGAAAAGCGCCAGGCUGAGAGGAAAAAAAGCAGAUCCAUCAAAAGAUGCUCCACCUCCUGCAGCUCCAGAGCCACCGCAGCCUGUUAGCCUUGCUCAGAUUGACACCCAUCCUGCUACAGAGCCCACUUCCACGGUGUCUUCUACCAACAAGUCUCCUCCAUCCAGCGCUCUGAGCUCUCAGUUUUCUUUCCUGCUAAGCAGAUACCAACAACACAGAAAGCUUCCAGAUCCUCCCCCAAACCAAAACCCUGUAGCAACUGAAGUGAAGCCAUCUCACCCAGUUCACUCCACUCCCAACCCUGUGAAAAAGCUGCAGAUUCCCUCAGGGGUUCCUAAAACUACGUUUAUCACAGAGGAAGUAAAGUGUCUCCCACCAAAAGCUGCAGAGAUGUACGGUGGCUUUGGUGCAAAGAACCCCAGUCCUGCUCCAUCACCUUUAAGCAUCCCUCCAUUACUUUCAGCCGCCCAUCCUAACCAACCAGCAUCUCUCACAUGGAAGCCCCCCCCUCUUCACCUGGAAAUCUCCUCAUUAAAGAAACCCAGCAGCACAAAGGUUCCUCUCGCUCUCAACAGCACUGAAGCCCUCAGAUACAAACUCUUGAAGAAACUUAAAGCUAAGAAGAAGAAAUUGGCAAAGCUGAACCACCUGCUGGAGAACGGAGGAAUGACGCACCUCAGACCGGACAGCACCGACCUGGGCUCUCCAAGCACCGUCACCUCCAGCACCUUUGACGGCUCCACCUGCGAUGACAUCCUGUCCGACCUGCUGUCCCCGGCAACGACUGCCAGCCACCUUUCCCCGGACAGCACCGGCUUCCUGGAGAUGGUGGCUAAUGGGACAGAGGGGCCCAACCAGCUGGACUGUUUAGUGAAUGGCUCUGGAGUCACGUCCCAAGCGGUCUGUCAUAGAAACCAGCAAGAAGAUCACAAUUUCCUAGAAGACUUCCUCUCCCAGUUUUAAAGCUGUCAAAAUUAUCUUUUUUUCAAUUUCAUUUUAAUUUAAACUGGAAGCUAGAAUAACGGUUAACUGUAGAAUUAUGAGAUGUGUUUGGCAGGCGGGGCUUCCUUUGUCUCCUUGGUUUUAUAGGAGUGCUACAUCUUUUGGUUUUACUUCAAAAAAUUGCACUUUGUUUUUCGUAUG